AAAACUUACACUUGGCAGCCACAUGCGUACAUGCAAGAUGCCAGUGAAGGAAAAGCAGGUCCAACCUUAGAAAACCCACCAUAGUAAAGUCUCAUAACUAACCUACUGUCAUUUUUCAAGAACUCGGAAUGACUUGAUGUAGUUAAAACAAUGGCGGCUCCAGCUGUUCGCAUGUUUCGGAGGGUAGAGGGUCUGUUUUGUGUGUACAAACCCUCCGGUGUCCACUGGAAACUCGUACGGGACAACAUCGAGACAAAGCUCCUUAAAGGUUUAAAUGCAGCACCGUCCCAGCCGUGUCCUCAAGAGGUUCGCUUCUUGGCACAGCCAGGCGGUGAUGCUGAGGCACCCAAGGGCCUCACACUGUCUGUAGCCUCUGUUCCUGCGCUGUCCAAACACCCUCUGGUUACUGGACCUGAAUUUCAGUAUCUUCAGGUUGGAGUAGGACAUCGCCUGGAUGCCUUUUCCUCUGGUGUUCUAGUUCUUGCAGUUGGGAAUGGAAAUAAGAUCCUGAAUGAUCUCUACAGAACACGAAUCACAAGGGACUACACACUGGAGGGUGAGUUUGGGAUCGCAACAGAUGAUUUCUCUCACAUGGGUCAUGUUGUGGAAAGGUCCACCUAUGGCCACAUCACACAGGAUAAGCUGGACAGAGUGCUGGCAAUGCUGCAGGGAGCCAACCAGAAGUCCUUGUUAAUGUAUUCCAAUGUAGACAUGCGCUCACAGGAAGCUUAUGAGAUGGCUGUGCAAGGUUUACUGGGUCCAGAUGGGAAAUCAGCGCCUAUUUUGACAGGCCUGCGUUGCAUUCGCUUCGAGCCCCCCAACUUCACUAUAGAGGUGCAGUGCCUAAAUGAAACUCAGAAGUAUUUGCGCAAAGUUGUGCACGAGAUAGGACUUGAGCUGCGCAGCACAGCAGUAUGUAAAGGAGUCAGACGGACCAGAGACGGACCCUUCACACUGCAGGAUGCCCUGACACGUCAUCACUGGACUGCCUCUGAUAUCAUGCAGGCCAUCCAACAGUACAAAUCCUCUAAAAAAAAUAAAAACUACUCCCGAUCAAAGGUCAAGGAACCAGGAUUACACCCACUGGAAGAGAAUACGACAGAUAGUCAGCAAAAUGAAACCAACGUGGAAGCAGUGGCAGCAGGUAGAACUGAAUAACUUGUUGCUGUGACCAGCAGCCACUCUGACAGAUAAACAGAUAACUAACAUUUCACAAAAUAUUACUGCUCUACAGUGACUCUGAUCCUGCACACUGCAUCACUUUGAGUUUAGCUCAGCUGGAAAAGAGAUUUGCCAGGCCAGAGAUUCUGGUUUCCAAAAGAUAGAGUAAGCAUCAAUGUGGACACAUUUCAUUACAUUAUACAUUUGGUUAAUAUGCAAAUUUCUCUCCAUCUAUCAUAUCAUCUUAUCAUAUCAUCUUAUCAUAUAAAUGUUCCAGUGUUUUCAGCAUUGUUUUGCACUUAAUUUUGUAUUUUAUCUAUUUACCAAAUAUUUAUAUAAAAGUAAACUAAAAAAUAAUUUGACCACAAUUCUUAACAUUUCUGUUGUUCGACUGUGCUGGCAUUUGAUAAUUUGAGCUUAUUUCAACAUGUACAGACAGAAUGUGUAAUAGUGCAUUUAUACAAAGCAGCUGGCGCCAUGUAUGACAAGUGAAGAUAAAUCAACAGUCUGUAGAUGAGAUGAUUCACCUGCUUCAUCAGCACAAAUACUCCCCCAGGUGGCUCAAGGUCACAGACACUUUUAUCUCAAAGAUGUUUCUGAUAUUGUUUUAAAUCAGUCAUCUCCAGGACAGCAGUAAUGUUUAGACAAAGUGGACUGAUCCUGUCCACGUGUUUAAAGAACCGUCUGAUCCCUUCUGUGGUUGAUCGUCUCUGUUGUCAUGCCAGUCAGCUCUCCCACUGUGAGCAGUAACAGAUCCUCUGUCAUACAGGAGAAAGAAAUAUUGACGGCAACAGUAACUUUAACAUUACUCCUGAUAUACAAUGUAAAACUGAACUCUUAACCUUAAUCUUUAACCCUCAAAGGUUUUUGGUAGCAGUUUAGUUUACAGGUCUGUAAGUUCCCAGGAGGUUUCCAGUACAUUGUUACAAAAGUGGGAAUUUCCUUGAGUAAUGUCAUGUAAUACUUUAUUAAAACUUUAUUCUUCAGAUAUAUAGAAUUGUAUGGUUGUCUUAAGACAGAUUUGACCUUUUUGUUCCUUCUUGCUUUCACUAAAAGAAUUUUAUCUUACAA
Lates calcarifer (barramundi perch) is the source of this 2232-nucleotide messenger RNA. It is a transcript of the gene trub2, whose product is annotated as TruB pseudouridine (psi) synthase family member 2. Lineage: Eukaryota; Metazoa; Chordata; Actinopteri; Centropomidae. Gene Ontology annotation, biological process: RNA processing; pseudouridine synthesis. Gene Ontology annotation, molecular function: pseudouridine synthase activity; RNA binding. The record is from RefSeq and is a predicted model, not a curated record.